Pan troglodytes (chimpanzee) is the source of this 3126-nucleotide messenger RNA. RefSeq names its product vascular cell adhesion molecule 1 (gene VCAM1). Gene Ontology annotation, biological process: cell-cell adhesion. Gene Ontology annotation, molecular function: integrin binding. The coding region runs from base 412 to 2364 and encodes 650 amino acids. The transcript is spliced from 8 exons. The record is from RefSeq and is a predicted model, not a curated record. Gene Ontology annotation, cellular component: plasma membrane. Lineage: Eukaryota; Metazoa; Chordata; Mammalia; Primates; Hominidae.
AGAAAGCUUCAUUCUGCAAUCAGCAUUGUCCUUUAUCUUUCCAGUAAAGAUAGUCUUUUGGAGUCCAAGAUGAGGAAAAGCCUGUAUUUUAUAGUCUUGGAAGUGUCUUCUUUUGCCAAGACAGAGAGAGGAGCUUCAGCAGUGAGAGCAACUGAAGGGGUUAAUAGUGGAACUUGGCUGGGUGUCUGUUAAACUUUUUUCCCUGGCUCUGCCCUGGGUUUCCCCUUGAAGGGAUUUCCCUCCGCCUCUGCAACAAGACCCUUUAUAAAGCACAGACUUUCUAUUUCACUCCGCUGCAUCGGCAUCGGGCCUCACUGGCUUCAGGAGCUGAAUACCCUCCCAGGCACACACAGGUGGGACACAAAUAAGGGUUUUGGAACCACUAUUUUCUCAUCACAACAGCAACUUAAAAUGCCUGGGAAGAUGGUCGUGAUCCUUGGAGCCUCAAAUAUACUUUGGAUAAUGUUUGCAGCUUCUCAAGCUUUUAAAAUCGAGACCACCCCAGAAUCUAGAUAUCUUGCUCAGAUUGGUGACUCCGUCUCAUUGACUUGCAGCACCACAGGCUGUGAGUCCCCAUUUUUCUCUUGGAGAACCCAGAUAGAUAGUCCACUGAAUGGGAAGGUGACGAAUGAGGGGACCACAUCUACGCUGACAAUGAAUCCUGUUAGUUUUGGGAACGAACACUCUUACCUGUGCACAGCAACUUGUGAAUCUAGGAAAUUGGAAAAAGGAAUCCAGGUGGAGAUCUACUCUUUUCCUAAGGAUCCAGAGAUUCAUUUGAGUGGCCCUCUGGAGGCUGGGAAGCCCAUCACAGUCAAGUGUUCGGUUGCUGAUGUAUACCCAUUUGACAGGCUGGAGAUAGACUUACUGAAAGGAGAUCAUCUCAUGAAGAGUCAGGAAUUUCUGGAGGAUGCAGACAGGAAGUCCCUGGAAACCAAGAGUUUGGAAGUAACCUUUACUCCUGUCAUUGAGGAUAUUGGAAAAGUUCUUGUUUGCCGAGCUAAAUUACACAUUGAUGAAAUGGAUUCUGUGCCCACAGAAAGGCAGGCUGUAAAAGAAUUGCAAGUCUACAAGAAACCAUUUACUGUUGAGAUCUCCCCUGGACCCCGGAUUGCUGCUCAGAUUGGAGACUCAGUCAUGUUGACAUGUAGUGUCAUGGGCUGUGAAUCCCCAUCUUUCUCCUGGAGAACCCAGAUAGACAGCCCUCUGAGUGGGAAGGUGAGGAGUGAGGGGACCAAUUCCACGCUGACCCUGAGCCCUGUGAGUUUUGAGAACGAACACUCUUAUCUGUGCACAGUGACUUGUGGACAUAAGAAACUGGAAAAGGGAAUCCAGGUGGAGCUCUACUCAUUCCCUAGAGAUCCAGAAAUCGAGAUGAGUGGUGACCUCGUGAAUGGGAGCUCCGUCACUGUAAGCUGCAAGGUUCCUAGCGUGUACCCCCUUGACCGGUUGGAGAUUGAAUUACUUAAGGGGGAGACUAUUCUGAAGAAUAUAGAGUUUUUGGAGGAUACGGAUAUGAAAUCUCUAGAGAACAAAAGUUUGGAAAUGACCUUCAUCCCUACCAUUGAAGAUACUGGAAAAGCUCUUGUUUGUCAGGCUAAGUUACAUAUUGAUGACAUGGAAUUCGAACCCAAACAAAGGCAGAGUACGCAAACACUUUAUGUCAAUGUUGCCCCCAGAGAUACAAUCGUCUUGGUCAGCCCUUCCUCCAUCCUGGAGGAAGGCAGUUCUGUGAAUAUGACAUGCUUGAGCCAAGGCUUUCCUGCUCCGAAAAUCCUGUGGAGCAGGCAGCUCCCUAACGGGGAGCUACAGCCUCUUUCUGAGAAUGCAACUCUCACCUUAAUUUCUACAAAAAUGGAAGAUUCUGGGGUUUAUUUAUGUGAAGGAAUUAACCAGGCUGGAAGAAGCAGAAAGGAAGUGGAAUUAAUUAUCCAAGUUACUCCAAAAGACAUAAAACUUACAGCUUUUCCUUCUGAGAGUGUCAAAGAAGGAGACACUGUCAUCAUCUCUUGUACAUGUGGAAAUGUUCCAGAAACAUGGAUAAUCCUGAAGAAAAAAGCGGAGACAGGAGACACAGUACUAAAAUCUAUAGAUGGCGCCUAUACCAUCCGAAAGGCCCAGUUGAAGGAUGCGGGAGUAUAUGAAUGUGAAUCUAAAAACAAAGUUGGCUCACAAUUAAGAAGUUUAACACUUGAUGUUCAAGGAAGAGAAAACAGCAAAGACUAUUUUUCUCCUGAGCUUCUCGUGCUCUAUUUUGCAUCCUCCUUAGUAAUACCUGCCAUUGGAAUGAUAAUUUACUUUGCAAGAAAAGCCAACAUGAAGGGGUCAUAUAGUCUUGUAGAAGCACAGAAAUCAAAAGUGUAGCUAAUGCUUGGUAUGUUCAACUGGAGACACUAUUUAUCUGUGCAAAUCCUUGAUACUGCUCAUCAUUCCAUGAGAAAAACAAUGAGCUGAGAGGCAGACUUCCCUGAAUGUAUUGAACUUGGAAAGAAAUGCCCAUCUAUGUCCCUUGCUGUGAGCAAGAAGUCAAAGUAAAACUUGCUGCCUGAAAAACAGUAACUGCCAUCAAGAUGAGAGAACUGGAGGAGUUCCUUGAUCUGUAUAUACAAUAACAUAAUUUGUACAUAUGUAAAAUAAAAUUAUGCCAUAGCAAGAUUGCUUAAAAUAGCAACACUGUAUAUUUAGAUUGUUAAAAUAACUAGUGUUGCUUGGACUAUUAUAAUUUAAUGCAUGUUAGGAAAAUUUCACAUUAAUAUUUGCUGACAGCUAACCUUUGUCAUCUUUCUUCUAUUUUAUUCCCUUUAACAAAAUUUUAUUCCUAUAUAGUUUAUUGACAAUAAUUUCAGGUUUUGUAAAGAUGCCAGGUUUUAUAUUUUUAUAGACAAAUAAUAAGCAAAGAGAGCACUGGGUUGGCUUUCAGGUACUAAAUACAUCAACCUAUGGUAUAAUGGUUGACUGGGUUUCUCUGUAUAGUACUGGCAUGGUACGGAGAUGUUUCACGAAGUUUGUUCGUCAGACUCCUGUGCAACUUUCCCAAUGUGGCCUAAAAAUGCAACUUCUUUUUAUUUUCUUUUGUAAAUGUUUAGGUUCUUUUGUAUAGUAAAGUGAUAAUUUCUGGAAUUAGAA